AUGAAGACUGGGCAAGCCACCUCCCAACUCCACCCCGUACAGAGUACAAGCCACCUCUCAACUCCACCCCGUACAGAGUACAAGCCACCUCCCAACUCCACCCCGUACAGAGUACAAGCCACCUCUCAACUCCACCCCGUACAGAGUACAAGCCACCUCUCAACUCCACCCCGUACAGAGUACAAGCCACCUCCCAACUCCACCCCGUACAGAGUACAAGCCACCUCUCAACUCCACCCCGUACAGAGUACAAGCCACCUCUCAACUCCACCCCGUACAGAGUACAAGCCACCUCCCAACUCCACCCCGUACAAGUACAAGCACCUCCAACAACAGAGUACAAGCCACCUCUCAACUCCACCCCGUACAGUACAGAGUACAAGCCACCUCCCAACUCCACCCCGUACAGAGUACAAGCCACCUCUCAACUCCACCCCGUACAGAGUACAAGCCACCUCCCAACUCCACCCCGUACAGAGUACAAGCCACCUCUCAACUCCACCCCGUACAGAGUACAAGCCACCUCCCAACUCCACCCCGUACAGAGUACAAGCCACCUCUCAACUCCACCCCGUACAGAGUACAAGCCACCUCUCAACUCCACCCCGUACAGAGUACAAGCCACCUCUCAACUCCACCCCGUACAGAGUACAAGCCACCUCUCAACUCCACCCCGUACAGAGUACCACCACUGAGUACAAGCCACCUCUCAACUCCACCCCGUACAGAGUACCACCACUGAGUACAAGCCACGUCCCAACUCCACCCCGUACAGAGUACCACCACUGA
This is a messenger RNA of Procambarus clarkii (red swamp crayfish), 789 nucleotides long. RefSeq lists its product as uncharacterized. The record is from RefSeq and is a predicted model, not a curated record. NCBI's taxonomy places the organism in Eukaryota, Metazoa, Arthropoda, Malacostraca, Decapoda, Cambaridae.